AUGGAGCACGCCAAAGAUGAAUACCGUCUCUCGUAUGUCCGAAUGGAUGACCCACUGGAACACCAGGCGCAGCGUCAACCGUUGUCCGCAUCCGAUCAGGCUGUUCUUGCCCAAGGGUCAGGAUCCCUAGGGUCAAGUUGGAUAUGGGAGAUUAUGAGCUGUGUGGUGGCCGUGGCAUCGCUUGUCGGCAUUAUCGUGGUGCUGUAUGUGUACGAUGGGAAACCUAUGCCGGAUUGGCCGUACGGUAUCACCUUGAACGCAGUUAUCUCUCUUUUAACCACGCUCAUGAAGGCUGCCAUGGCGUUCCCAAUCACCGAGGCCUUGUCUCAACUUAAAUGGUCGUGGUUUAGUCGAGGAAAUAAGCUGAGUGACUUGGCAUUGUUAGAUGCUGCGAGUCGGGGGCCUUUCGGGGCUGCUCUGGUGCUGCUUCGGUUUAUACCUCGGUCCAGCGCUGAACGGGGAAAAAACAGAUACUUGGUGACGGUGGGAUGCCUUGUUCUCGUCGUCGCGGCAGCCAUUGCCCCGUUCGUCCAACAAGUGAUUGCAAUCAAUAUGCGGCCAGUUCACUCUUCCAACUCGUCUUCGAUUCAAAUCUGCAACACCAGUAUGUACACCGACUACGGCGAGGGAGCUGGUCCAGGGCAAAAUGAAGUGCUACUCCCUACCCUGGCGUCUAUUUACACGGGAAUCUUCCAAGACCAGAGCGCCAGCAGUCCUUCGGUGAUGACAACUUGUCCGACCGGGAAUUGCACCUUUGUUCCCUACCAGUCUCUGGGAUUCUGCAGUCGCUGCGCCAACAUUACCGAUCAGCUUACACUGAACAAAACCACCCUAGGGUUUAGUACGAUAGAGACCUAUGACUAUCAGUUACCGAAUGGGUUCAGCUUCAGCACGUCACAAACGGGGAUGUACCUCAUGAAUUCAACAAACGGCCUUCCCCUCCUUCAAAUCGAUACCAAAAACUUGCCACUCAUCAUGAAUUUCACGGCUAUCAGUGCUUCCGGCUAUGGAGUACCACCCCAAGUCAGCGCAACUGAAUGUGCUUUGUACUUCUGUAUUGACACAUACGAAGCAACCGUCAAGGAUGGCAAGUUCAGCGAGCGAAUAACGUCCUCCGCUACCUUCACUAACCUAACAGCCGACGCUGUCCUGGAGAACUUUGCCCUAACUCCGGACAUCUGCUACGUGAACGGGACGCAGCACGACGACAAAAGCGAAUGCACCUAUUCAGUCAACGUAUUCAGUCGACUGGCAAUGGCUAACUCCCUGACCCCACUUCUGAACGGGACAGGACAAUUAAUCAUGUCCAAUCGACGAUAUUGGUCCACCGACACGGCUAAAGCUCUCUAUGGAGUCCAAGGCAACUUCACCGAUAUUAGUACUGUCUUCACGUCUCUCGCCACUUCACUUACAACACAUGCCCGGAAUCAAGUCUGCAAAGCCUCGGUCAAGGGCAUGACAUGGACUGUGGAGUCCUUCGUCAGCGUUCGCUGGCUGUGGAUGACUCUUCCCAUUGCCCUCGUUGGAAUGACGAUCGUCUUUUUGAUCGUGACCAUGAUCAAGACCCGGAACCAAUACAUUUGGAAAUCAUCGCCCCUGGCUCUUUUAUUCUCGGAUUUGGCUGUGGAUGGGCAGCAUACCUUCGAGCGGAAUCCCAGUCUCAGUGGUAUGGAAGAUGUAUCGAAGAAGAUGAAGGUUUGGCUGGAGAUCACACAAGCAGGCGUGAAGCUCAAGGGUAUUCCCCGGUAG
Aspergillus pseudotamarii is the source of this 1749-nucleotide messenger RNA. Its product is annotated as DUF3176 domain-containing protein. Lineage: Eukaryota; Fungi; Ascomycota; Eurotiomycetes; Eurotiales; Aspergillaceae. The record is from RefSeq and is a predicted model, not a curated record. The coding region runs from base 1 to 1749 and encodes 582 amino acids. The transcript has 2 exons.